CUCUUCCCAAUAACAACAGGUUAACUGUGCUAUAGCUGUCGCUGCUGUGAGCUGUGCUAGUUACUCCAGUUGGCCUGCGCUGCUGGAGUGUAAGGUGGUUACUUUGCUCUUGCGCGGGCGGCUGGCGGCAGCAUCACCUCGGUGCUCGGGUGGGAGAUGUGGAUGCGGCCGAAGGGAGCCGGGCGGUGGCCGCGGGGGGCCGGUCCACCAGGGGGCGCCAGAACAGCAGCUCCAUGCCCAGCCGGCGGCGCACGCCUCGGGCCGGCGGGAGGGGCCUCAGGGGCCUGCGCCCCGCCCCCCGCGCACCCCAUUGGCGGAGGGCAGGCCCACGCGCAUGCGCCUGGCCGGCUUUAUAGGGCAGCGGAGGGGGCCUGGGCCUGGGCCGGCGGCGGCAUGGGCGGGCGGCGGCGGCGGCUGCGGCUGCUCCCGCUCCUGCUCCCGCUGCUGUUCCCGGCGCUGCUCCCGGCCCCGCUCCCGUCGCCUCCGCCAGGGAACGCCUCCCUGCCUGCCUCUGGCUGCCCCUCGGAGCAGUUCCCGUGCAAGCCGGGCUCCUGCAUCCGGAUCGAGUGGCGCUGCGAUGGGCAUCCGGACUGCGAUGAGGGAGAGGACGAGUGGGGCUGCGAUGAGCACCUGGACUGCAGGGACGGGGAGGACGAGUGGGGCUGUGAGACGGCGACCCCGACGGAGCCGAGUCCUGCCGACGCCUGGGUGACCCCGCCGCGGAGCUCGGCAGUGCUGCCUACCGACGGCGCAGAGACUUCGGGUACAGCUGUGCCUGAGGGCUCUGUGCCAUCGAGGACUCAAGGCCACUUGUGGAUCUUGGUUAUUGCAGGGAAGCUGCUGAUCUCUGGCUGUUGGCUAACCCUAUUGAGCAGCAGAGUCCAGCCCUGGUGUCCAGGCCAAGUACUGGCUCUUUGCCGUGAGGUGAUGAGAUGGCACUCACCUGGUGUCCCUCCUGCUCACCACAGAGGCUGACUUCAUCGGACAUAAGCUCUCCAAUCUGGCUUCCUGCACUGGAAUAACAAGAGGAUGCUCCCCUUAGAAAUGGGCCUUAGAUGGUAGGACCACUUUGGCCCUGGAAGCAGCACAGAACCUGCCCUGGUGCAGUGAAAUCAGCUCUCACAGCAGUGGCAGACAUUUCUUCCUCCUUCCUGCCUCUAGGGGCUGGUGCUGCCAGGUCUCACCAAUGUGGCCUUGGACACAGAUUUUACUCUCCACGAUAGAGACAGGCACUAGGUGCUCCUGUUUCCUCUCAACUGUUUCGUUCCACUUCCAGCCAAGAGACCUUUUACCAACUGCCACGUUCUUCCCCCUGGAUUUCGUCAGAACAGGGACUCCCUCAUCCAUUUCAUCAGGAGCUGAGUGACUCCACAGGGAUCAGCCAGCCUGUUUGUGCUGCUGUUUUGGGGCUGCUCAGUCCCUCCUGCAGGAAGCAUGUGCUGACAGGUCAACCACGAGGGUCAGCAUUGAAAAGCUUCUGUCUGCUGGGGCCUUGCCAAGCUGCCACCCAGAAUCAGCGUGGGGCAAGCAGCUUCUCCUCACACUCCCUUCCAGCAAGGUCUGUGCACUUCCCACCCCAGUGCUGAGCCCUGGAUGUUGUUUCUCUGUCACUAUUCAAAGUGCCUUCCUUAAGAUUCUUCUGACAUGAAUGGUGUCCCUCAAGUGUCUGUAGCUGUCUUCGUCAGUGUUGUGUUCAGUGGGGUCAAGUGCUCAGCAGGUUUGUGAGUGACACCAAGCUGAGUGCUGCAGUUGAUUUGCUUGGGAGAUGGGAUCCAGGCAGAGAGGGCUUCAGGCUGGAGGGGUGGGCCCAUGAAGUGCAGUAAGGUCAUGUGCAAGGUCCUGUGCCUUGGCUGGGACAAUCCAUGGGGAAGAGAAGGCUCCAGGGAGAUCCUGUUGUGUCUUUUCAGUAAUAUAAAUAGUGACUAAAGAUGCAAUUAAAGGAGGCUUGGGAGGAAGGUGGAGAGAGGCUUUUUACCAGGGCAUGUAGUGGCAGGACCAGGGACAACGGUUGUAAACUGGAAGGGGGUGGACAAAGAUCGGACAUGAGGAAGAAAUCUUUGCCACUGAGGGUUGUGAAGCCCUAGCCCAAGUUGCCCAAAAGUGUGGUAAAUGCCCCAUGCCUGGAGACAUUUGAGGGGAGGUUGGAAGGGCUCUGAGCAAUUUGCUCUAGUUGCAGAUGUCCCUGCUGGCUGCAGGGGGGUUGGAAAUAGAUGACUUUUAAAGGUCCCUUCCCACCCAAACCGUUCUGUGUUUCUGUGAGGUUUGGAGUGUUUGGUUUUGUUCUUUGGGUUCGUUUGUUUGCUUUCAGCUUGCAGUAACUCAUGUCUUGGAUCAGACAUGGCCUGUGCACUGGAGCCUCUCUGCAGCUCCCUGAGCAGCUCCCUGCUGUGCACUUCUCAGGAGAGCUGACAGGGGGGGAAGGAGAUUACUGACCUGUGCCUCUAGGUCAGUGCUGGCCACAUGCUCCUUGCACAGCUUCACUAAGUGCACAGAUGCUAAAAAGCUGCUGCCCAGGCUGCUGAGUUCUCUGCCUUAAAGGUGAGGCUUUGCCCUGCCAAGCAGGAGCCUUCACUUGCUGGCUGCUAUGGGUGUGCUGAUGAGCCCCACCAAAGACUGCUCCGUGUGCUGGGGAGCUCUGAGUUCCUCCAGUGCUGCUAUUUUUAGUUCCAGCCCAAGAGGUCCCUUGCAGGGGUGCACACAACCUUGCUUCUGUUCCCAUAGGGAUGAGUGGAGAGAGUUGUUGGUGAAGCACAGAGGGGAAUAAAGAAUCUGAAACCAA
Pogoniulus pusillus (Red-fronted tinkerbird) is the source of this 2779-nucleotide messenger RNA. RefSeq names its product CD320 molecule (gene CD320). The coding region runs from base 157 to 975 and encodes 272 amino acids. Lineage: Eukaryota; Metazoa; Chordata; Aves; Piciformes; Lybiidae. The transcript is spliced from 5 exons. Gene Ontology annotation, molecular function: protein binding. The record is from RefSeq and is a predicted model, not a curated record. Gene Ontology annotation, cellular component: plasma membrane.